GAGUGUUGUGUUGAAGUGGCGCUGAUGUUUUCGCCUUCCCCAUUUUGUUCAUAUAAAGCUUCGCCAGAUCCUGAAUCUUCUUCUCAUUUCUCCAUCAAUGGCAGGAUUUUUGUCAACUCUUAGGCGUCUCUACCUCACCAUUUACAAUUGGACUCUCUUCUUCGGAUGGGUUCAAGUCUUCUAUUUCUGUAUCAAGCAAUUGAAGGAAUCUGGUCACCAACAGGUCUACAAUGCCGUUGAACGCCCUCUUCAGUUUUCCCAAACCGCCGCUGUUUUAGAGAUUCUCCAUGGCCUCGUUGGUCUUGUGAGAUCCCCUGUAACAGCAACAUUACCACAGAUUGGUUCAAGAUUGUAUGUGACUUGGGGCAUCUUAUGGAGUUUCCCCGAGGUGAGAAAUCAUAUACUCGUUACCUCCUUGGUUGUCAGCUGGUCCAUCACAGAGAUUAUCCGCUAUGCAUUUUAUGGCAUGAAGGAGACGUUUGGUUUUGCACCGUCGUUGCUUCUAUGGCUAAGGUAUAGCACAUUCCUAUUGUUGUAUGUAACUGGUAUCAGUAGUGAAGUUGGUCUGAUCUAUCUGGCUCUUCCUUACAUGAAGGAAUCUGGGAAGUAUUCAUAUAGGAUGCCAAACAAAUGGAACUUCUCGUUCGAUUACUUCUAUGCAGCGAUACUUGUCCUUGCAAUCUAUGCACCAGGAAGUCCUCAUAUGUAUAGCUACAUGCUUGUUCAGAGAUCAAAAGCUCUCUCAAAAUCCAAAAAAGAGUAGAAAGAACCAAGGCUAAUGUUAUCCUAUUCACUUUUUCUCAAUUCAGUGUACUUUUAGAAUAUUUAUCUCUGAUUUUUAUUUUUUUAUUUUCAUAAUCUUUUUCA
Molecule: messenger RNA, 867 nt
Organism: Cucumis melo (muskmelon)
Lineage: Eukaryota; Viridiplantae; Streptophyta; Magnoliopsida; Cucurbitales; Cucurbitaceae
Product: very-long-chain (3R)-3-hydroxyacyl-CoA dehydratase PASTICCINO 2A
Exons: 9
Coding region: 98-763 (221 amino acids)
Biological process (GO): very long-chain fatty acid biosynthetic process; sphingolipid biosynthetic process; fatty acid elongation
Cellular component (GO): endoplasmic reticulum membrane
Molecular function (GO): 3-hydroxyacyl-CoA dehydratase activity
Source: RefSeq, a predicted model, not a curated record